AUGAAAACCCUGAAAGUCGAAAUUCUUACAACCGAUGCGUCGCUUCUUCUUGCGAGGACAAGAGUUGCCCUAGGGAUGACGACUUGGAUGCUCUUUGAUAGACGAACAGGUGAAUGGACGACACUUAUGCGUUGUGCAGAUCCUUUGUUGCCUGCCUGCAUUCUGUCGUUAUCAAAGGAUUGCGCAUUAUUCGUCCUGCCCACUGUCAAGGCAGAACCUUGCGUUAUCAAGGUGACUAAAUCAACUACCCUUCAAGGAAAACCAAUGAUCGGAAUCAAAAGCUUGUAUCUUUGCCGGAGUGGUGAAGUCGACCAAAGUCUUUUUACACUCUCGCGCGUGGGCCAAACGAUCAGCGCGUUACGACGCGUACAGGAUUCAGCAAUCUUGUACACAUGGAAGCUCCGUGAUGACUGGUUCACUGAUGCUGGACCAUCUCGGCAAACACCAGAACCUAGUACGCUCCUCUUACCGUUAUACAGUGGGAAAGAUGAAAUAGCUAUCGUUGGCCUAGUUCCAGGAAGUAGAACUCACGUCCUGGGUAUAAAGUUCUGCGAUGAUGCUCUUCCUGAAGAUUUCAUAAUCACUGGGCAGGAAGUACCAUAUUGUCCCUCACCACCCAAGCAGGACUGCUUUGUUGGGCCACGGGACAGAGCAUAUACCUAUAGCAGAGUUUGCGCCAAUUGGAAAGGCAUAAUUUCUGAAGAUAGAAAGCUCAUCCUGUCCAAGUCUUCAGCUGCUUAUGGGGAGGUCGUAAGAGAGAUACGCUCUAUGCAAGAGAUUCAAUUGGUUGCAAAGAAACCAGAUGAAUGGAAUAUAUUUUCAGCAAAGUUUGAUCACUGGAUACGUAUGGGAAAGGAGACAUGGAGCGGCGAUGUGAUGCCUAGGAUAUAUCUCGAGACAUUUGAGCUUAGAUGUACCGAGGAGUGUCAACAAACUUGA
Messenger RNA from Fusarium odoratissimum NRRL 54006, 939 nucleotides. RefSeq lists its product as uncharacterized. Bases 1 to 939 code for a protein of 312 amino acids. The record is from RefSeq and is a predicted model, not a curated record. The transcript has a single exon. NCBI's taxonomy places the organism in Eukaryota, Fungi, Ascomycota, Sordariomycetes, Hypocreales, Nectriaceae.